Ictalurus punctatus (channel catfish) is the source of this 1422-nucleotide messenger RNA. RefSeq names its product cerebellin-1. Lineage: Eukaryota; Metazoa; Chordata; Actinopteri; Siluriformes; Ictaluridae. The coding region runs from base 138 to 788 and encodes 216 amino acids. The transcript is spliced from 4 exons. Gene Ontology annotation, molecular function: protein binding. The record is from RefSeq and is a predicted model, not a curated record.
GCAAAUAAUAACCCAAAGAAGAAACAAAACCAAUGUGUCAGCUUUUAUAAUACAACAUAAAGGCAAAGCUGCAGUCGCUCUUAAGCUUAACCUGAGCUGCACAAUCUGCAACUGGGCUAAACAAAGUAUAAGUGAACAUGUUCGUGAUAAUCACACAGUUGGUUUUGCUGCUUUGUGCCUGGCGCGUUCAAACACAGGAUUUCAUUACGCCGAAGGUGGACAUUCUCACUGAACUAGCAAAAAUAAAAAACCUGGAAGAAAGACUGAAGACGAUAGAGGAGACGAUGGAACAACUGAAGCUUGAGAAUGGCGUUCUGAAGACGACUGUCCAAACUUUGGAGGAUAAAGUUGAAUCGCUGCAGAAUGAAAAAGAAGCCAGGAAGGUCGCCUUUUCAGCAUCGCUUUUAGCUUCUGGAGUGGGACAUGAAGGACCCCAUGUUUCUGUGCUCUCUCCGUUAAUCUACAAAAAAGUCUUCAUUAACAUUGGAAAUGGCUAUGACUCAGAUACGGGGAUUUUCACAGCACCAGUGAAAGGAGUUUACUAUUUCCGAUUCUACGCUCACUGUCACGCCGACAUCAGAAUGGCUGUCAGUCUGUAUAAAAACGGAAACGUUCAGUGCUCUGUGUUUUCCUGGAAACCCGUCACUAACGGCAACGCCAGCAACGGGAUCGUUUUAAAUCUAGAAAAAGGAGAUCAGAUCUACACGAGGCUUUGGGAUGAUAGCUGGGUUUAUGAUGAUCCAGCAGGCUACACCAGUUUCGGAGGAUUUUUACUUUUCCCCCUGUGAAAUGGCGUCAUAAAUUGAUUUGAUUUUUAAUAUUUGUCUGGUAAACUGUGAUUGCAGUAAAUGGCACUAUAAAAUGAAUGCAGGAAAUCGAACCUGAGGUUAAAUUUAGCUAAUUUUUUCCUACUUAUUGCAGCUUUCAUCUCUGCUGUAUAAUAGUCCAAUGUAUGGACUAUUAUAUACCUUAUAUUUGCUUCUGCUUGGCACUGUGUAAAUUUUGCAGCUCUACACACUUUCUGGUCCAGGCUUAAAAGUGGACAAAAGUAUGUAUGAAAGCUAAGUAUGAAAAAAAUUGAAAGACAUUUGGCUAAAAAGUGCUAAUAUCCCCAAUGUAUGGAGACUUUUGGGACACCCUGUAUAAAACAAACUGUAGUCAUGUAAAGUGGCAGUACACGGGGCUUUGUGUACACGAGUAUACGGCGUUCAAAGAACAUGUCUAUAUUCUGUAGAUCUCCUACAGUCGAUCUACAGAAUGUAAACAUGCUCUUUGAACGCCGGAUACUCGCUGUGUCAGCACCUGGAUACCUUCUUGCUCAUAUUUGCAUACAUGUCAAAUCACAUGGUGAUCACAUGACACUAUAAAAUUUCAAUUUAUAAUAUUUUAAUUUAUAAAAUUUUAAUAAAAGUUUCUAUUGAA